AUGGAGAACUCGAUCUCCAGCGACGACUUCAACUACCAAUCCGGCUUCGGCAACCACUUCUCCUCGGAGGCCAUCGCCGGAGCUCUCCCGCUUCAACAAAACAGCCCCCUCAUAUGCCCGUUCGGCCUCUACGCCGAACAAAUAUCCGGCACCUCCUUUACCACCCCUCGCUCCCACAACUUCUUCAGUUGGCUUUAUCGGAUUAAACCAUCGGUGACUCAUGAACCAUUCAAGCCUCGGGUUCCGUUUAAUCGGAAAAUUUUGAGUGAGUUCAAUGACUCUAACAGUUCUACAAAUCCAACUCAGCUUCGAUGGAAACCGCCUGAUAUACCUGAUUUACCCACGGAUUUCAUUGAUGGGUUGUCCACCGUUUGUGGUUCUGGCAGCUCAUUCAUGCGCCAUGGAUAUGCUAUUCACAUGUACACUGCUAACAAAUCAAUGGACAAUUGUGCCUUUUGCAAUGCUGAUGGCGAUUUCUUGAUAGUUCCCCAACAAGGAAGACUCUUUAUCACUACUGAAUGUGGAAGGUUGAAAGUUUCCCCUGGUGAUAUUGCUAUAAUACCUCAAGGUUUUCGUUUCAAUGUGAAUCUGCCUGAUGGUCCCUCCCGUGGCUAUGUAGCUGAAAUUUUCGGCACUCAUUUUCAACUUCCUGAUCUUGGACUAAUAGGUGCUAAUGGUCUUGCUUCCCCAAGGGACUUCCUUGUUCCUACAGCAUGGUUUGAAGAUAAAUCAUAUCCUGGAUACACUAUAGUGCAGAAGUUUGGCGGUGAACUAUUUACUGCAGUACAAGAUUUCUCUCCCUUCAAUGUUGUUGCUUGGCAUGGUAAUUAUGUUCCAUAUAAGUAUGACCUAAGCAAAUUUUGCCCUUAUAAUACAGUGCUGUAUGAUCAUGGUGAUCCAUCAAUUAAUACCGUGUUGACAGCACCAACUGAUAAACCCGGCCUGGCAUUGCUUGAUUUUGUCAUUUUUCCACCAAGGUGGCUUGUUGCUGAGCAUACCUUCCGUCCACCAUAUUAUCAUCGCAAUUGCAUGAGUGAAUUUAUGGGUCUCAUUCAUGGUAACUAUGAGGCAAAGGUUGAUGGGUUUCGUCCCGGUGGUGCAAGUCUUCAUAACUGUAUGACGCCUCAUGGUCCUGAUACCAAGUCAUAUGAGGCCACCAUUGCGCGUGGGAACGAUGUUGGUCCUCACAAGAUCACCGACACAAUGGCUUUUAUGUUUGAGUCGAGUUUGAUUCCCCGUAUUAGCCGAUCGGCUCUCGAAUCUCCAUUCUUGGAUCAUGAUUAUUACCAAUGUUGGAUUGGAUUGAAAUCUCAUUUCGCAACCGAGGCAUCUCUUGGAAGCCUAACUUUGAACAAUGGAGAGUGA
Molecule: messenger RNA, 1365 nt
Organism: Lathyrus sativus (Indian pea)
Lineage: Eukaryota; Viridiplantae; Streptophyta; Magnoliopsida; Fabales; Fabaceae
Source: the annotation of a GenBank genome assembly